UUCCUUCCCUAAGCAACCCUGUUUCUCAUUGGUCGGUUCUGUCCCCUGUCAGUCCGGGCCGGUGCGCCCCUCAGCCGCCGGCCCCGUUCAUUACACCAACGCCCCGACAUGGAGCCGCCACCCGGACCUUGCUCCUCCCCCCCGGGGCCCCGGCCCGUGCCCCCUCCCCGCAGGGGCUCGGAAGACCGCCGGCCUCUGAGUCCUGCCAGGAGAGGACCCUGGGAUGGGAAACCGGGGACCCCCGAGCGGAACACGGUCACCCAGAGGGUGCUGAUCGUGAUGCAGAGCCGGGAGAGCACCUCAGUGCCCAGCCAGGGGGAGGCACCAUCACACAGCGCCUCAUUGCCCAACCAAGGGGAGGCACCAUCACACAGCACCUCAGUGCCCAGCCAAGGGGAGGCACCAUCACACAGCACCUCAUUGCCCAGAUGGGUGGAGGCACCAUCACACAGUACCUCAGUGCCCAGCUGGGGGGAGGCACCGUCUCACAAUGCCUCAGUGCCCAGCCAGGAGGAGACAACAUCACACGGCGCCUCGUUGCCCAGUUGGGGGGAGGUUUCGUCUCACAGCGCCUCAGUACCCAGUCGGGGAGAGGCACCAUCACACAGCGCCUCAGUUUCCAGCAAGGGAGAGGCACUUUCUCAAAGCGUCACAGUGACCAGCCGAGGGGAGGCACCAUCUCAGAGUGCCUCAGUGCCCAGCAAGGGGGAGACAACAUUUCACAGCUCGUCAGUACCCAGCUGGAGGGAGCCAUCUUCACACAUCGCCUCAUUGCCCAGCAGGUGGGAGGCACCAUCGCACAGCGCCUCAGUGACCAACUGGGGGGAGGCACCAUCUCACAGCGCCUCAGUACCCAGCUGGAGGGAACCAUCUUCACACAGCGCCUCAUUGCUCAGCAGGUGGGAGUCACCAUCACACAGCGCCUCAGUGACCAACUGGGGGGAGGCACCAUCUCACAGCGUCUCAGUGCCCAGCUGGGGAAAUUCAGUGCCCAGCACGGGGGAGGCAAUGUCACACAGUGCCUCAGUGCCCAGCUGGAGGAAAGCACCGUUACCGAGCACCGUAAUACCGGGUCUGGGAGCGUCACCCGCAGAGAACCCUCCAGUGCAAAACCCAGAGACUUUACCUGCAGACAGUGCCUCAAUACUGGGCCAGGGGACGCCUCAUCCAUAUACUGUAACAGCGGAGCCAUCACCCCAGGAGUCACUGCUGCAUUCCCACAGUAUAUUACCACAGAAAGCCGUGAUACAUAUCCCCAGGAUGUCGCCCCAGAAAUCUGUAACACUGGAAGAUAGAGCGAUACAACGGCAGGGGGAAACUGUGCAGGUCUCUGUGUCACAGCGGGACAGUGUGAGCCAGAGCUCUGCAGCUGCAGAACCACAAAAUGUUCUGCUAUCGACACAUAGCGUUGCCUCCAGAUGCGUGACCGAUUCAUCUCUUUCAGAUGGUAUCAUGCAGAGCCAAGCCUCUCUCCCACUGGGAAGAGUCACCGAUACAUCUGUCCCACCGGUAGGAUAUUCUCUUUCAUUGGAAGAUGUCAGGCAGAGCGUUCCAACUCUCCAAUCUGAGGGAACCGUGCAGAGCGCUGCCACUCUCCCACCACAAGGAACCGUGCAGAGCGCUGCCACUCUCACACCACAAGGAACCGUGCAGGGCGCUGCCACUCUCCCACCAGAAGGAACCGUGCAUAGCGCUGCCACUCUCCCACCAGAAGGAACCGUGCAUAGCGCUGCCACUCUCCCACCAGAAGGAACCGUGCAGAGCGCUGUCACUCUCCCACCAGAAGUGAAAGUGCAGAGCACUGCCACUGUCCCACCAGAAGGAAUCGUGCAGAGCGCUGCCACUGUCCCACCAGGAGGAAACGUUCAGAACGCUGCCACUGUCCCACCAGGAGGAAACGUGCAGAGCGCUGCCACUGUCCCACCAGAAGGAAACGUGCAGAGCGCUGCCACUGUCCCACCAGGAGGAAAUGUGCAGAGCGCUGCCACUGUCCCACCUGGAGGAAACAUGCAGAGCGCUUCCACUGUCCCACCAGAAGGAAACGUGCAGAGCGCUGCCACUGUCCCACCAGGAGGAAAUGUGCAGAGCGCUGCCACUGUCCCACCAGAAGGAAACAUGCAGAGCGCUUCCACUGUCCCACCAGGAGGAAACGUUCAGAACGCUGCCACUGUCCCACCAGGAGGAAACGUGCAGAGCGCUGCCACUGUCCCACCAGAAGGAAAUGUGCAGAGCGCUGCCACUGUCCCACCAGGAGGAAAUGUGCAGAGCGCUGCCACUGUCCCACCAGGAGGAAACGUGCAGAGCGCUGCCACUGUCCCACCAGAAGGAAACUUGCAGAGCAUUACCACUCUUCCACCAGGAGGAAUAGCGCAGAGUGCUACCGCGCAGAGCAGUAUAACAGUUCCCCCAGAAAUCAUCAUGCUGAGCGUUACAGGUCUCCAACCAGGUGUCCCCAGCCAGCAGAUGCAGGACGCUGGUAUGUCCGGCGUGCAUAAUGUCGCACAGUCAUCUCACGGAGAGUUGUCGCUUUCCCCAAUUCGUGCUCAUGACUCUUUUAGUCCUCACAGGAACAUGUCCUCCAAACCCCCGCUCCCUAUUCCACCCAGAUCUGUCCUGUACCCUGGUCAUCCGCUGCCACCCCGUGAGCAGGAGACAUCUCUCAGCCAUGAAACAACCUCUUUGUCCAGCUACAGGUCCAAGGUUCCUGCUCCAGACACACUCAGUUACCUGGACUCUGUCAGUCUGAUGUCUGGUACGCUGGAGUCUCUCAGCAUGCUGGAUGAUGCCAGCUCCCUCGGCUCUGAUUCGGAGAUUAACGGCUUACCGUAUAAGAGGACCGACAAGUAUGGAUUCCUGGGAGGAAAUCAGUUCAGUGGCAACGGUGAGGGCACAGUCUCUUUGGAAAUUGCCCGUCAACGAGAACUGAAGUGGUUGGACAUGUUCAGCCAUUGGGAUAAGUGGCUGACUCGGCGAUUUCAGAAGGUAAAGCUGCGAUGCAGGAAGGGGAUCCCAUCGUCUCUGCGAGCCAGAGCCUGGCAGUAUCUCUCCAACAGUGAUGAACUUCUGAAAAACAACAUGGGCAAAUUUGAGGAGAUGGAGAGGCAGCCGGGAGAUCCCAAGUGGCUGGACGUGAUCGAGAAAGAUCUACACAGACAGUUUCCUUUCCAUGAGAUGUUUGCAGCACGCGGGGGACACGGGCAGCAGGACUUGUACCGUAUCCUGAAGGCGUACACGGUGUACCGGCCGGAGGAGGGGUACUGCCAGGCCCAGGCUCCGGUAGCUGCUGUCCUGCUCAUGCACAUGCCUGCUGAGCAAGCCUUCUGGUGCCUGGUCCAGAUCUGUGACAAAUAUCUACCGGGGUAUUAUAGCGCCGGCCUGGAAGCCAUACAACUGGAUGGGGAGAUUUUCUUUGCCCUGUUACGCAGGGUUUGCCCCAUGGCUUACAGGCAUUUGAAGAAGUUCAAGAUUGAUCCAAUCCUGUAUAUGACGGAAUGGUUCAUGUGUGUCUUCUCCCGCACAUUACCCUGGGCGUCUGUCCUGCGAGUCUGGGACAUGUUCUUCUGUGAGGGGGUGAAGAUUGUUUUCCGCGUUGGUUUGGUGUUGCUGCGGCACACUCUGGGUUCGGUGGACAAGCUGCGGAGCUGCCAGGGGAUGUAUGAGACCAUGGAGAAGUUGCGGAGCCUUCCAGUACAUUGCAUGCAGGAGGAGGUUCUGCUACCUGAGGUGAGUUCUCUCCCUGUCACUGACGCUCUGAUAGAGAGAGAAAGCAACACACAACUGCGCAAGUGGCGAGAGAACCGAGGGGAGCUGCAGUACCGCCCCUCGCGUCGCAUGCACGGAGCCCGGCAGAUCUAUGAAGAGAGACUGCGCCUAAAUCCUACCCUCAGCGGCAGCCGGCUGAGUCUGUCCAGCCUCCGGCGCCCAUCCCCUCCCCCCAUCCCUCCUGUCACUGCUAAGCCAGAGUCCGUGGUGGUCUCUGAGGGUCUGCACCCUGCGCUGCCUUCCCCCACCUCCAAUAAUGCCCCCCUGGGACCACCCAAGGAGGCAGCCAAGAAGGGGAAGGAGAAGCAAAGGGAGAAAGAUAAAAAGCGAGAGGAGCGGGAGCGGGAAAAGAAGAGAGAGAAAGAGGAGAGAGAGGAGAGGGAGCGCGAGCAGAAGCGGGAGAGAGACCGAGAAAAGCAGAAAGAAAAGGAGGAGAAACGCGUCCAGAAGGAGAAACAGAAGAGAGAGAGAAAGUUCUCCUUCCGGCGUAAAGACGCGUCUUCCCCUGCCGCAGACCCUCCCCAAAAGGCUGAAACUGGAGCGGCAGCCCACCACACCUCCUCCUGAGGAACACAGUGGAUCCCCCUAGUGGACAGUCACUGUAUAGUCUUAUGCCAGACAGGACCUGUAUAUAAUCUGGAUCAGUGUUACCUCACACGGGGCACUGGUAUUGGCUGUACCUCCGGCUGGAUCACUUGUGCUUACGUUGGGAUAUCCUGACAUUCUGGCCUGUAAGGGGCUCUCCCAUGCCGUAGCUGACAGUGGCUGAGCUGUUGCUGCUGGAUGGGAAGAAGACCCUCUCCAUAGACUGUCAUAGGAAGCGAGAACUGGAAGCCCCUCACUCCAAUGCACUUUUACCCCCUCCCAGUCGCCGACUGCGCUUGGUCCCCCUGAAUGUGACCCCCCUUGUGGCGUACUCUCAUCCAUUCCCUCGCAGUCACGCGUGCAGCGGGCAGACGCCCACCGUGCACUACACAUAGGAACAGACUGUAUUGUUUACAUCCCCUGAAGGCGUGGCACGUGCGGUGUGUCCCCUCGCUGCGCGCAUGUCUCCGCUCUGCAUUUCACGGGUCACGUUUAUCUGUAUAUAUUUUGGUCGCAUCACUUUCUGUUUUUAAGUAAUGAUCUGUGAGUGCUGUAUUCAUAAGAGACUGUGCUACCUGGAAACCGCGUCAUUGAAGAACACUGCAGAGCAGCAGCGUGCUGCGUGCUCUGCAGGGCAUAGGAAAUUAAGGAUCUUAUAUACAUAUGUACAUACAAAUGUCUGUCUACGAGGAGAAAUGUGUGCUGUGUGCCCAGAGGCUGUACUUGCACUGCUUUAACAUGUAUACUGUUCUGCACCUUGCAGUGCCCUGCCCCUUACACCGAGCUCCCUUCACUGCUCCGCCCCUUACACCGAGCUCCCCUCACUGCUCCGCCCCUUACACCGAGCUCCCCUCACUGCUCCGCCCCUUACACCGAGCUCCCCUCACUGCUCCGCCCCUUACACCUAGCUCCUCUCACUGCAUCGCCCCUUACACUGAGCUCCACUCACUGCUCCGCUCCUUACUGCUCCGCCUCUUACACCGAGCUCCCCUUACUGCUCCUCCCCUACUGCUCCGCCCCUUACACUGAGCCCCCCUUACUGCGCCGCCCCUUACACCGAGCUCCCUUUCCCCUCACUGCUCCGCCCCUUACACCGAGCUCCCCUCACUGCUCCGCCCCUUACACCGAGCUCCCCUCACUGCUCCGCCCCUUACACCGAGCUCCCCUCACUGCUCCGCCCCUUACACCGAGCUCCCCUCACUGCUCCGCCCCUUACACCGAGCUCCUCUCACUGCAUCGACCCUUACUCUGAGCUCCCCUCACUGCUCCGCCCCUUACACCGAGCUCCCCUCACUGCUCCGCCCCUUACACCGAGCUCCUCUCACUGCAUCGACCCUUACUCUGAGCUCCCCUCACUGCUCUGCCCCUUACACCGAGCUCCCCUCACUGCUCCGCCCCUUACACCGAGCUCCCCUCACUGCUCCGCCCCUUACACCUAGCUCCUCUCACUGCAUCGCCCCUUACACUGAGCUCCCCUUACUGCUCCUCCCCUCACUGCUCCGCCCCUUACACCGAGCUCCCCUCACUGCUCCGCCCCAUACACCGAGCUCCCCUCACUGCUCCGCCUCUUACACCGAGCUCCCCUCACUGCACCGCCCCUUACACCGAGCUCCACUCACUGCUCCGCUCCUUACUGCUCCGCCUAUUACACCGUGCUCCCCUUACUGCUCCGCCCCUUACACUGAGCCCCCCUUACUGCUCCGCCCCUUACACCGAGCCCCCCUCACUGCUCCGCCCCUUACACCGAGCUCCCCUUCCCUUCACUGCUCCGCCCCUUACACCGAGCUCCCCUCACUGCUCCGCCCUUUACACCGAGCUCCCCUCACUGCUCCGCCCUUUACACCGAGCUCCCCUUACUGCUCCGCCCCUUACACUGAGCUCCCCACACUGCUCCGCCCCUUACACCAAGCUCCCCACACUGCUCCACCCCUUACACCGAGCUCCCCUCACUGCUCCGCCCCUUACACCUAGCUCCUCUCACUGCAUCGCCCCUUACACUGAGCUCCCCUUACUGCUCCUCCCCUCACUGCUCCGCCCCUUACACCGAGCUCCCCUCACUGCUCCGCCCCUUACACCGAGCUCCCCUCACUGCUCCGCCUCUUACACCGAGCUCCCCUCACUGCACCGCCCCUUACACCGAGCUCCACUCACUGCUCCGCUCCUUACUGCUCCGCCUAUUACACCGUGCUCCCCUUACUGCUCCGCCCCUUACACUGAGCCCCCCUUACUGCUCCGCCCCUUACACCGAGCCCCCCUCACUGCUCCGCCCCUUACACCGAGCUUCCCUUCACUGCUCCGCCCCUUACACCGAGCUCCCCUCACUGCUCCGCCCUUUACACCGAGCUCCCCUCACUGCUCCGCCCUUUACACCGAGCUCCCCUUACUGCUCCGCCCCUUACACUGAGCUCCCCACACUGCUCCGCCCCUUACACCGAGCUCCCCACACUGCUCCACCCCUUACACCGAGCUCCCCUCACUGCUCCGCCCCUUACACCGAGCUCCCCUCACUGCUCCGCCCCUUACACCGAGCUCCCCCUCACUGCUCCGCCCCUCACACCGAGCCCCCCCUCACUGCUCCGCCCCUUACACCGAGCUCCCCUCACUGCUCCUCCCCUUACACCGAGCCCCCCCUCACUGCUCCGCCCCUUACACCGAGCCCCCCCUCACUGCUCCGCCCCUUACACCGAGCCCCCCUUACACCGAGCCCCCCUCACUGCUCCGCCUCUUACACCGAGCUCUCCUCACUGCUCCGCCCCUUACACCGAGCUCCCCUCACUGCUCCGCCCCUUACACCGAGCUCCCCUCACUGCUCCGCCCCUUACACCGAGCUCCCCUGCACUGCUCCGCCCCUUACACCGAGCUCCCCUGCACUGCUCCGCCCCUUACACCGAGCUCCCCUGCACUGCUCUGCCCUUUACACCGAGCUCCCCUCACUGCCCCGCCCCUUACACUGAGCUCCCCUCACUGCCCCGCCCCUUACACCGAGCCCCCCUCACUGCCCCUUACACCGAGCUCCCCUGCACUGCUCCGCCCCUUACACGAGCUCCCCUGUACUGCUCCGCCCAUUACACCGAGCUCCCCUGCACUGCUCCGCCCCUUACACCUAGCUCCUCUCACUGCUCCGCCCCUUACACCGAGCUCCCCUGCACUGCUCCACCCCUUACACCGAGCUCCCCUGCACUGCUCCGCCCCUUACACCGAGCUCCCCUGCACUGCUCCGCCCCUUACACCUAGCUCCCCUGCACUGCUCCGCCCCUUACACCUAGCUCCCCUGCACUGCUCCGCCCCUUACACCGAGCUCCCCUGCACUGCUCCGCCCCUUGCACCGAGCUCCCCUGCACUGCUCCGCCCCUUAGACAGAUGGAUGUGUUAUGGAACCAUUGCCUGUAUUGUUCUUUGUCCUGCAUGAUGCACUGUAUGAUGUCUGUGGCCUGUCCUGCACUGAGACUGGAACUGGAUUAUAUUUAAUAUUACAGACUGUAAGGGAGGAUUUGGUGUGAAUGAUCUGUACUGUCGCUUCUUACCCCACGCCUCAAUCAUUACACAACUGUAACCUUA
Molecule: messenger RNA, 7905 nt
Organism: Pseudophryne corroboree (corroboree frog)
Lineage: Eukaryota; Metazoa; Chordata; Amphibia; Anura; Myobatrachidae
Gene: TBC1D10B
Product: TBC1 domain family member 10B
Exons: 9
Coding region: 109-4329 (1406 amino acids)
Source: RefSeq, a predicted model, not a curated record